UAUUUGGUAGUCGCUCACUUCCUCUUUACGGAGCGGGGAAAUUUAACAGGAUAGCUUGCUAACUAGACAAGGUAGUAAAUCAACUAGAGCGCGGAAAUAAUAUUUUUAGGUUACCAUAAAACCAAUGAUUUGACGAGAUGGACCGGUACGUGCUGGUUGUGUCUUUUAACCAAGAGGACAAUAAAUGCUCGGAUGGUUUUAGACCUUUGGACGUUGCCAAGCAGAUAUAUAAUAAACUUGGUGACAUCUCAAGUCGUCAUUCAAAAAGGAAGGUUUCUCCUAUUCCAGCAUGCUCUCUCAGUGGAGUUCCAGCAUGUCAGAAGUGGUACUUUGGCAUCCAGGUAUGCCAAGGAACAUCUCAGUACUGCAGUGUGGAGUGGGAAGAGCUUGGGGCAGGACUGCAGAAGAGCGACAGCGAGGAGGAGAGUCCCUCUGCCUUGGAGGCGUGUCUAAGUGCCUUAGCAGACCAGGAGGAGCCGAGCAACCAGGCGGACAUGCCACCUCUGACAGAGCUGUAUGAAGAAGCCGCAGAGGGACUACACCUGCUAUCCGACAAACUUCCACCUCCAGGCAAGGCCCUGCUGGAUGUGAUCCUUCUCCAGGUGGAUAAGGAGCCUCCUGGCCUGAGAGACGUCCUCCCCGUGAUGGGCGCUCUCAAACAAAUGCAGGCCUGGCACUCUGGCAAGGUGACCAUAGUGACAGAACACACUGUCGGUUGGCAGAAAUCAGCUUCAUACCUGUCUGCCAGCCUAAUGGAUCCCAGUGCUGUAGAGACCUGCAUUGACGAGAAUGAGCUUUGGAGAGGAGGGCUUCUCAUCAGAGAGAAGAAGGGUGUCGCAGAGCUAAGGUUCCAGGGCUUCUCUCUGAGAUGUGGAAACGGACAGGCCUGGAGCAGCCUUAUGACCUCUGACCUUGAAGCCCAGAACAACACCGACCUCAAACUCCACCCAGAGGUGUACCAGUACUACCGGCCUGUCCUAGACCUGGUCCAGAUGGUGACCUUGUCUGACCUCCCCAGCUUCUUGCGUUCCAGCACUGAGUUUGAACUGCGACUUUCCAGCAAAUCGGUCAAAGCUAAACUGCUUCUGGACCAGCUCAGACCCUUAUGUGGAAAGGUGGGGGCGCUGUUCUCUCUGUCCUGUGUGGUCAGCAGCAUGGUCCAGCCUCCAGCCAGCCAGCUCAGCUCUCUGAGGUGGAAGGAGUUUGUGGCCCAGGGUCCUAAGACUCUGCCUGUUCCUGACGUCGAGGUGAAGGGGGAGACCGCUCACUACUUCCUGUUGGUUCAGGGGUCAGAGGCCGGGGCCUGCAGGGCCCGCAUGAUACAUUCGGCCAAUCAGAUCAAUGGAGCUGCUGCCAUGGCGACAAUCCAUGGCCUAUUGAGAGAGAAGUCUCUGUCGUCUUCAGCAGGUGAGGUUGCUGACUGGCUCCGCCCCCUGCCGCGGCUGACCGGAGACCAGCUGCUUGAGAGGGAGAGGAGCGUGAUGAAAAUGCAGACGCUUGUCCUGAAGGAAUGCCUGCGCCGCAGGUUGGCUGGCUCCCAGACUCCCGGCACCGUGCCUGUCAACGACCUGAGGGCUCUGCUGAGCCUGGCCCGAGAGCAGUACCUGCAGAUCCACCAGCCCGGGCCGCCCUCCGCUGCCCCCUGUCUGCCGGAGGAGCAGCAGAAUCAAGCUAACCCCUCCACCACAGCCACCAAGACUUCCGAGUCGAGGCAGCGCUCCAAGACAUCCGAUUGGCCAGAGAGGAGCGUUCUGAAGAACCUUGAGAACCUGCAGAGUCGGCGCCAAAAGAGAAGAUUUGGUCUGCUGUCGGGGCCUGGCUCCUCCGACAGUCUGCUGGGUCCUAAAGACAGCCCCAGGGUCGCCUCAGCCACGCUGGACGCCAGGGAGCUGCUCCGACACUUCACCCCCGACGGCCUGCCCACAGGAGAACUGCAGCCUCUACAACUCCUCAGAGGACAGGGGGGAAAUGCCUUCCAGCUGUCUCCUGACUUGACCCCACGGAAGGUGACCCAGCUAUCAUUCAGCAAGGCAGCCAGCUCCCACUACCACGGCAUAGAGUUCUGUCUGGACAAACACAAGGCACUGGAACGCGACUGGCUCAUGGUCAAGCUACAGUCGCGCCUGAUUCGCUACGAGACCCAGACCACCUGCACCAGGGAGCCCUGCCCGCUCGCCUUCGCCCUCAGCCCCGCCCCCUCGCCUGCCGUGCUGUCAGAGCCAGGCAGCGUCCCGGAUGGGGAGUCGCUGCUGCUGCAGAACGCAGACGUGUCCCGCCUCAAGCGCCGGUCCUGGGACACAGACCCUGCUGGUUACCCGCGCAAAAGGCUGGUCAAGUCGGAGAGCAGCGAGUGUCUGGGCUCUCAGGGAAGCAGCAGCAACACACACCGCGCCGUCCGGGCUCUGAGGCAGCAGCCAAUCAGGACCCAGUCCUCCUCCUCGUCCUCUUCCUCUCCUGCUUCGAGACGGGCCCCCCUCCCCGACCCUCCCCCGGGGCCCCCAUGCCCCCGCCAGGCCCGCCAGCCUCCCCAGGGAGGAGCGGGGGACCAGACCAGCAAGGAGUCCCGCUCUCAGAAACACAUCAGGAUGCUGAGAGAGGUUGUGGCGAAGACACUGAACCAGCACGGGAUCACAGGCCAGCACGAGCACUUCAGCGCCUGCAGUCAGAGGCUGUUUGAAAUCUCAAAAUUCUAUCUGAAGGAUCUGAAAACCUCCCGAGGUCUCCACGAAGAAAUGAAAAAAGCUGCGUGCAGCAAUGCCAAACAGGUAAUUGACUGGGUUGUGGAGAAGGCCUCAAAGAAGUGAGAGAAGGGAAGCAGUCUGACAGUUUUUCAACAUGUUUUCACACCGAGAACAUCGACUGAAACUUCUCGUCUCCACGGAAACACCUGCCAAGUCAGUUGAGAUGCGAAACAUAUUUGCAUUUCUUUUAAAGAACCUCUGUUUUAGGAUCUUUUAGAACGAUGACGCUAAUUAGCCGUCACAUUUUAAAGUUGGUUAUUCUCAAGGUAUUUUAAUUAUUUAUUAUUUUAUUUUUUUACAUUUUCCAUUUAAUUAUGUUGUGCAUGUCUUUUUAUCCAAUGUGUUUUAAACCACUGUGUUGUUCUGAAAACCUGUAUUUAUUUCUGCUAUUCACAUGACAUUCGUUUAUUUGUGGUCAUUUGUAACUAAAUAAAAUGUGGUAAUAACCUUA
This is a messenger RNA of Osmerus eperlanus (European smelt), 3192 nucleotides long. RefSeq names its product MDM2 binding protein (gene mtbp). The record is from RefSeq and is a predicted model, not a curated record. Gene Ontology annotation, cellular component: kinetochore. Lineage: Eukaryota; Metazoa; Chordata; Actinopteri; Osmeriformes; Osmeridae. The transcript is spliced from 22 exons. Gene Ontology annotation, biological process: traversing start control point of mitotic cell cycle; regulation of protein ubiquitination; protein localization to kinetochore. Bases 138 to 2804 code for a protein of 888 amino acids.